CGGGACUUCCGGUCCGCGGCUCGGGAGUCGCGCAGCUGCCGGAAGCGUGGGGUGCAGAGGCCUGGCGCCAGGGCUGCUGCCGGUGAGGAGCCGUAGGAGCCAUGGAUAUAGAUGCUGAAAGAGAAAAAAUAUCAAAAGAGAUCAAGGAGCUGGAAAGGAUUUUGGACCCUCAGUCUUCAAGUAUCAGUGUGGACGUCUCAGAGUCGAGUCUUGAUUCAGACUCUGAUGCAGAUUCACUGCCUGAUGAGGACUCGGAUGCUGCUGCUCCACUGAUCUCGGAAGAAGAGAGGUGGGGUGAAGCCAGCAAUGAUGAAGACGACCCCAAAGAGAAAGCUCUCCCUGAGGACCCGGAGACCUGUCUGCAGCUGAACAUGGUCUACCAGGAGGUCAUCCAGGAGAAGCUGGCAGAGGUCAGCCUGCUGCUGGCCCAGAACCGGGAGCAGCAGGAGGAGGUCAUGUGGGACCUGGCGGGGUCCAAAGGCCCCAAGGUGAAGGACGGCAGGAGCCUGCCCCCAAAUCUGUACAUUGGGCACUUUAUGAAGCCCUACUUCAAGGACAAGGUGACCGGCGUGGGACCUCCUGCCAACAAAGACACACGGGAGAAGGCUGCCCAGGGCAUCAAGGCUUUCGAGCAGCUCCUAGUGACCAAGUGGAAAAACUGGGAAAAGGCCCUGCUCCGAAAGUCAGUGGUGAGCGACCGCCUGCAGCGUCUGCUUCAGCCCAAGUUACUGAAGCUCGAGUACUUGCACCAGAAGCAGAGCAGGGUCACAAGUGAGACCGAGAGGCAGGUCCUGGAAAAGCAGGCCAGGGAGGCCGAGAAGGAGAUCCAGGACAUCAAUCAGCUCCCAGAGGAGGCCUUGCUGGGGAGCAGGCUGGACAGCCACGACUGGGAGAAAAUCUCCAACGUUAACUUUGAAGGAGGUCGCAGUGCAGAAGAGAUCCGCAAGUUCUGGCAGAACUGUGAGCACCCGAGCAUCAACAAGCAGGAGUGGACGGGGCAGGAGGUCGAGCAGCUGAAAGCCAUCGCGGCCAGGCACGGCCACCUGGACUGGCAGAAGAUCGCUGAGGAGCUGGGGACCUGCCGCAGCGCCUUCCAGUGCCUGCAGAAGUAUCAGCAGCACAACAAGGCCCUGAAGCGCAAGGAGUGGACGGAGGAGGAGGACCACAUGCUCACCCAGCUCGUGCAGGAGAUGCGUGUCGGCAGCCACAUCCCCUACCGGAGGAUCGUCUACUACAUGGAAGGGAGGGACUCCAUGCAGCUUAUCUACCGGUGGACCAAGAGCUUGGAUCCCAGGCUGAAGAAAGGAUUCUGGACGCCAGAAGAAGAUGCCAAGUUGCUUCAAGCAGUUGCCAAAUACGGGGAGCAGGAUUGGUUUAAAAUCCGGGAAGAGGUGCCAGGUAGGAGCGAUGCCCAGUGCCGAGAUCGGUAUCUCAGAAGGUUACAUUUUAGCCUGAAAAAGGGACGAUGGAAUUCCAAAGAAGAAGAAAAGUUAAUUGAAUUAAUAGAGAAAUACGGUGUUGGUCACUGGGCAAAAAUAGCCUCUGAACUACCCCAUCGGACGGGCUCGCAGUGCCUGAGCAAGUGGAAGAUCAUGGUCAGGCAGAAGCAGCGGCGGGGGGGCCGGCGGCGGCGGCGGCCCCUUCGCAGAGUGCAGUGGAGCAGCGAGGACUCGGAGCCAGAGCCGGAGGAGGCCCUGGAGGAUGGCCCGGCGCUGCCGCCAACCCCGCACGCUGUGCCGGACUUGGACCUGUGGGUUCCCGCCAGGCAGAGCGCCAAGGAGCUGUGGGGAGGAGGAGCAGGGGGCCGGCCGGGCCGCUGCGCUGCCUCCCCCAGCCCUCCUGGUGGCUCCAGCACAGCCCAGGGUGGGGGCAGAAGAGCUUGCACCACAGUCUCAGCCCCCACAGAGGAGGCCAGCCGGCCGCAGGCCGUUGCUGGGACCCAGAGCCCUGGCCAGAGAGGUGUCGGAUGUCUGCGCUCAGCAGAUGCUCACCCCUCGAGCUCAGAGGCAGACGAGGUGGGGAGACAUCCGCUCACAGUGCCCUUGGAGACAGUGCUGCAGGUGCUCAGGACCAACACGGCUGCCCACUGCCGGGUGCUGAAGGAGAAGCGGAGGCAGCCCAGCCCCAAUGGCAGUGGCGUGGCCAGGCCCCGGGUGCAGCCGCUGUGGCAGGGGACCAUGGGGAGCAGGCGGCGGCGCCAGAGACACGCCCUGCAGAGGAGGCUCCUAGAGCGCCAGCUUCUGAUGGCUGUGAGCCCGUGGGUAGGCGAUGUCGUCCUGCCGUGCGCUCCCCUGAGGCCUGCUGUAGUGCACAGUCAAGCUGAUGGCAUCAGGCAGCGGCUGCGGGGCGCCCACCUGGCCAGCACCCCAGUGUUUACCCUCUUUAUUCAGCUGUUCCAGAUCGACACUGCCGGCUGCAUGGAGGUCGUUCGAGAGAGGAAGGCCCAGGCCCCCACCCCGCUCCAGGCUGGUGCCCGGGGCCUGCCGCCACAGCUUCUGCAGAUGCCCUCGAGUGCCCAGAACACCCAAGGCUGCCUCUUGCAGAAUGUGCCAGCUCGCGGAGCUGCAAAGAAGAGUGCCAGCCAUGAAGAGGGUGCAGUGCUGCAGCCUCACCACGCCAAGCCCACUCCACGGGUGCCCCCGCCAGCUCUGAGCGGACCCCGGCCCAAGCCCAAAACUGUGUCUGAGCUGCUUCGGGAGAAGCGGCUGCGGGAGGCCCGAGCCAGGAAGGCUGCCCAGAGCCGGGUGGUUCUCCCGCCCCAGGUGCUGGUCUCCUCACCCGUGGUCCUCCAGCCGCUGGCCCCUCAAGGCCCCCCUGUGUCAAAUGCAGUGCUCUCUGGGCCCGGGAGCCCUGCAGUGGCCAGUCUGAGUGCUCCAGGCUCCUGGGCCUCAGCCUCGGAUGAGAGACCCCUGUCUCUGCAAGCCUUUGCCCUCACCCCAGCCUCCACGGGAGCCAGAACGACCCCAGCUGCAUCCAGGGCCCCAGUUCUGGGCCCCAGCCAGGGCCCUGUGAGCCACCACCUGAGCCUCCUCGGACAGUCUCAGGUGCCUGCCACGUCCCGGAAGCAGGGCCUGCCCGAGGCACCUCCCUUUCUCCCUGCAGCCCCCAGCCCUGCUCAGCUGCCUGCCCAGCCUCUCAGCCUGAUUCCGGCUCUGGGCACACACGGGGCCAGCACCCCUCUGCCUGUCACCUGGGUGCUCACAGCCCAGGGGCUGCUCCCUGUGCCUGUGCCAGCUGUGGUAGGCCUUCCGACGUCAGCAGGGACCCCUGACCCCAGAGGGCUGUCGGUGACUCCGCCGCCCUCCCUAACUGAGCCUCCUGCAGCCCAGGGCCCUGGACUCCCUGGGCAGCCCCCAGCCAACAUGGACACAGCGUCAGACCCUCCCUCAGGGACAGACCUCUUGACCCUUCGGAGGCCCUCCACAUCCCAAAGCCCUACAGAGGUGGACGGCACCAGGGCCCAGGACCCCGAGGGACUCUCCUCCCCCGCAGAGGUCCAGGUAGCCGGGGAGACAGCUGUGCCCAGGACAUUCUCCCAGGCCAUGCUGCUGGCUCACCACCCUGAAGCAGAGCCCUUCCAGUCUAGCCAGCUGCCUCUGUCAGGUGGCAGUGGCCCAGGAGAGACACCAGGGCCCGGGGAGCCCAGGAGGCCUCAGCCUGGGCCUGAGAAGGGUGCCCUGGACCUGGGCCUUCUCUCCCAGGAGAGCGAGGCAGCCGUGAGGGAGUGGCUGAGGGGACGGUGUGGGGUGUGUGUGCCCCCACUGGGGAGCAGGCUGCCCUACCAGCCCCCAACCCUGUGCAGCUUGCGGGUGCUGUCUGGCCUCCUGCUCCGCAAGAAGGACCUAGAACAGCGAGCCGCUGCCCUUGUGCCCGGCAGGGCAGCCGGAGCCCUGCAGGCCUCGCUGCAGCAGGCGCGGGAGCGGCUCCAGGACAGCCCGGCCCACCUGCUGCUGAAGGCGCGGUUCCUGGCGGCCUUCACCCUCCCCGCGCUCCUGGCCACCCUGUCCCCGCCCAGUGUCCCCACCACCUUGUCAGCAGCCGUGAGGGCUGAGCCUGAGAGUGACGACGAUGACGUCCACAAGGACGACAGUGGGCAGCAGAGGGGCUGGGCGAGCAGUGUCCAUGCCAGCCCCGCCCAGGGAGUCCCAGACCAGGGCCAGGGCUCUGCCCCCUCCUGUCUGGACAGCUCUGACGACCUUGACGUACUCAGGACCCGGCAUGCCCGGCACGCCCGAAAGCGGAGGAAGCUGGUGACUGCCCGGGCCAGACAUCCACCGCUGCUGCCGGCAGGACUGGGAGCCUGUGCCUACCCCGCAGGAGGAUGAUGGAGGCUCUGCCGACAGUGACCAUGUUGUGACUGGCUCAGCUGGUCCAUAAGUGCAGAUCAGAAUAUUGGAAGAAAUAAAGAAAUGUCCUGGUUUUUUUAAUUAAAAGCAAACCAUGCAGGG
Vicugna pacos (alpaca) is the source of this 4448-nucleotide messenger RNA. The record is from RefSeq and is a predicted model, not a curated record. NCBI's taxonomy places the organism in Eukaryota, Metazoa, Chordata, Mammalia, Artiodactyla, Camelidae.